AUGUCGCAGAUUCAUGACAAUGACGAUAUACAGAGAGAAACCAAGAAGCAGAAGCAGUGUUUUCUCAUAAAUGAUCACGUCGAUUUGUUGAUAGAGGUGUUGCAGAGGCUCGACGGACGGUCGUUGGGCGCGGCGGCGUGUGUGUGUCGCCAAUGGUGUUCAAUCGUCCGGAACGACUCGUUAUGGGAAAAUCUAUGCUUCCGACAUGUGUCGCCGCCGUCGGUUGGAGUUAGGUCGGUGGUUUUGGCUCUGGGUGGGUACCGGAGAAUGUACAUGGUGUGUGUUCGACCGGUGGCGAGUCGACUGAAGAGGAGGAGAUUCUUUAGCGGCGAGUCGGAGGUGGUCCGGCGAGUGUGGAGCCGGCAUGAGGUGGAGCUUUCGCUGUCGUUAUUUUGUGUGGAGUAUUACGAGAGACUGUUGGGUGGUGGCGGAGGGGUGGUCAGCGGUGAGUCGCCGGCGAAGUCGCUCAAGUUUCUAUGCAAGGCCGUGAACGUUAGCUUCUGA
Molecule: messenger RNA, 504 nt
Organism: Lactuca virosa
Lineage: Eukaryota; Viridiplantae; Streptophyta; Magnoliopsida; Asterales; Asteraceae
Source: the annotation of a GenBank genome assembly